Chilo suppressalis (striped riceborer) is the source of this 1626-nucleotide messenger RNA. Lineage: Eukaryota; Metazoa; Arthropoda; Insecta; Lepidoptera; Crambidae. The record is from the annotation of a GenBank genome assembly.
CAAACCUUGGACAAAGGUGGUUGAGCGAAAUGUUAAAUUUUUGAAUUUAAAAAAAUGAUAGAAUGGAAUAUUUUGAAUACGUUCAAUUGUUUUGCGCUUGGCUGUCUAGUUGGUCGUGAAUGUGAAGCUCAUCAUUGGAUUAAGGACGGAAAUAUUAUAAUUCAUAAUAGUGAUAUUGUAAUUUAGUAAAGCUUAAUUAUGAGGGAAAUAGUGCACAUACAAGCGGGGCAAUGCGGAAACCAAAUUGGUGCUAAGUUCUGGGAAGUUAUAUCGGAUGAGCAUGGUAUAGAUCCCACCGGCACGUACCAUGGCGACUCUGACCUACAGCUGGAGAGGAUCAACGUGUACUACAACGAAGCCACCGGGGGCAAGUACGUGCCUAGAGCUAUACUCGUCGACCUCGAGCCGGGCACCAUGGACUCCGUGCGCUCGGGUCCGUUCGGACAAAUCUUCCGUCCAGACAACUUCGUCUUUGGCCAAUCCGGCGCAGGCAACAACUGGGCUAAAGGACACUAUACCGAAGGCGCAGAACUAGUCGACUCAGUCCUCGACGUCGUCAGGAAAGAGGCCGAGGGGUGCGACUGCUUGCAAGGAUUCCAACUCACACAUUCACUCGGCGGAGGCACCGGUGCUGGUUUGGGAACGCUCCUGAUUUCGAAGAUUCGAGAAGAAUACCCCGAUCGAAUCAUGAACACAUUCAGCGUUGUGCCGUCCCCCAAAGUGUCUGACACAGUCGUGGAGCCAUACAACGCUACGCUGUCAGUGCAUCAAUUGGUUGAAAACACUGAUGAGUCCUAUUGCAUCGACAACGAGGCGCUAUACGAUAUUUGCUUCCGUACGUUGAAGUUGACUACGCCAACCUAUGGCGAUCUGAACCAUUUAGUCUCCGCAACAAUGUCUGGUGUCACCACUUGUCUCCGAUUCCCUGGCCAAUUAAACGCUGAUUUGAGAAAACUAGCUGUGAACAUGGUUCCGUUCCCACGCUUGCAUUUCUUCAUUCCCGGGUUCGCCCCUUUGACAUCCCGAGGGAGCCAGCAAUAUCGCGCCCUUACUGUUCCAGAACUAACUCAGCAAAUGUUUGACGCGAAGAACAUGAUGGCCGCGUGUGACCCUCGCCAUGGAAGAUACUUGACAGUGGCAGCAGUGUUCAGAGGCCGAAUGUCUAUGAAAGAGGUUGAUGAACAAAUGAUGAACAUUCAGAAUAAGAACUCGUCGUACUUCGUGGAAUGGAUUCCCAACAAUGUAAAGACUGCAGUCUGUGAUAUCCCGCCUCGAGGCUUGAAGAUGUCGGCCACAUUUAUUGGAAACUCUACUGCUAUCCAGGAACUGUUCAAACGCAUUUCUGAACAAUUCACUGCCAUGUUCAGACGUAAAGCUUUUCUGCACUGGUACACUGGCGAGGGAAUGGAUGAGAUGGAGUUUACUGAAGCCGAAAGUAACAUGAAUGAUCUGGUCUCUGAAUAUCAGCAGUACCAGGACGCCACCGCUGAGGAAGAGGGUGAAUUCGACGAGGAAGAAGAGGGAGGUGACGAAGGAGACUAGACUAUUAUAUUUUUAUUAAGAUUUUCAUUACUAUAUUGUUUAUUUUUAUACUUUAUCGUUUUAUUAUAUUUUGUGGAUAGUCGA